Messenger RNA from Neohortaea acidophila, 2554 nucleotides. Its product is annotated as copper amine oxidase. Bases 163 to 2433 code for a protein of 756 amino acids. The transcript is spliced from 5 exons. Gene Ontology annotation, molecular function: primary methylamine oxidase activity; copper ion binding; quinone binding. The record is from RefSeq and is a predicted model, not a curated record. Lineage: Eukaryota; Fungi; Ascomycota; Dothideomycetes; Mycosphaerellales; Teratosphaeriaceae. Gene Ontology annotation, biological process: amine metabolic process.
GUAGCAAAGUAUACGGUCACGGCGGUGUAUGUCGCGCUUUAGAAAGGCGCGGCAGUCCAGAUCCCCGCCUUUCGCCUCCGCUUCGCAUCGACUUUCCGAAUGCGGAAACUCUAAGACGGCGUAGUGGGGCCUGGGGCAGCUCCACGAAGGACCCCUCCACGCAUGUGCCAUGCCAUACACCGUACUUGCGAGGAAUCAAAGCCGUUCCGAUUCGAUAAGGAUAUCUGGGGCUGGCUGGAACUGCCUUCUUCAACCUCUCCCUCUCGACUAACCUUUCGAGGGUCUGCUCUUCUCAUUCCUCCCUCUUUCUUUAUCUCCACCUCCCUUAUCUACAUACCUGGUGAAUCACCCCUCUUGCCCGCCAUGGUACCACAUCCCUUCAGCGCCCUCACCAUCGAGGAGUGCGACAUUGCCCGCGAUGUCAUCUUGCAAGCCCACCCCGGCGCAUCAGUCUACUUCCGCAUCGCCCAGCUCCUCGAGCCUCCCAAGGCCGAGCUGACCAAGUUCCUGGCUGCCGAGCAUGCUGGACAGCUCUCUUCCAGCACACCUCGCCCGGCUCGUAUGGCGGAGGUCAAGUACGAUGCCAUCGAAGCCGGAUCCAAGGUUCCCGUCUACCAGGAGAGCUGGGUCGAUGUGGGCAAGAAGGAGCGAGUGAAGCACGAUGUGAUUAGUACCGAGUUUCACGCCAGCUUGACCUUCCCGGAGUUUCACACAUUUGUCGAGGUCUGCGAGGCUUCACCUAUGUUCAAAGAGAAAAUCAAGGAGUUCAAGUUGCCGCCAGGCUUUGAAAUCGUCAUCGAGCCGUGGCCAUAUGGAGGCCUUGAUGACUCCGACGAAAACCGUCGUUUCUUCCAGGGUCUCAUCUUCGCCGCUGAUGCCAGCAAGAAGAACCUGGACACUAACUUCUACCCCUACCCACUGCCAAUCAUACCCAUCAUGGACUGGGCGAAGAAGGAGAUCAUUCGCAUCGACGAACUCGCCACUGGUGGCACGGCCGAUCCUUUCCUCGGCAAGACGCACACCGCUGGUGUCCUCGAUCACUGCAAAUCCUCCGAAUACGUCCCUGAACUGUUUGGCGAGGAGAAUCUCCGGAAGGACCUCAAGGCGCUGAACGUCACCCAGCCUGAUGGCGCCAGCUUUACUGUUGGCGAGGGCAACUUGAUCGAGUGGCAGAAGUGGAGGUUCCGAGUCUCAUUCAACCCCCGUGAAGGAGCGGUGAUUCACGAUGUGUGGUACGACGGGCGCAGCAUUGCCUACAGACUGAGCUACAGCGAGAUGACUGUGCCCUAUGCCGACCCCCGACCACCUUACCACCGCAAGCAAGCGUUCGACUUUGGCGAUGGCGGUCUCGGGCACUGCUGCAACAACCUUCAACUCGGCUGCGACUGCCUCGGCGUGAUCAAGUAUCUUGACGGCGUGGUCAUGGAGACUGACGGCAAGGCUCGAAAGGCUGACAACGUCAUUUGCGUGCACGAACAAGACAACGGCAUUAACUGGAAGCACACCAAUUGGCGAACUGGACGCGGCGUCGUGACUCGUCGUCGCGAACUCGUUGUUCAGUUCAUCAUCACCCUUGCCAACUAUGAAUACAUCUUCGCGUACAAGUUCGACCAAGCGGGAGGCAUUGUCAUGGAAGCACGCGCCACCGGUGUCGUCUCCGUCGUGCACAUUGACCCCGGCAAGACGGCCGACUGGGGUAAUGUCGUCAGCCCCGGCGCAUUGGCGCAGAACCACCAGCACUGCUUCUGCGUGCGCAUCGAUCCCGCCAUCGACGGCUACAACAACACCGUCGUGUACGAAGAAAGCCACCCCAUGCAGAUCGACGCUGUCCAAAACCCCAACGGCAACCGAUACGAAGUGCGCAAGACGCCCAUCACCACCUCCACCGGCCUCGACAUCGAUCCGCUCAACGGCCGGGUGUUCAAAGUGCAGAACCUCGACAAGCGCAAUCCGAUCAGCGGCAAGCCGGUCGGAUACAAAAUCAUCCCGCCUGCGACGCAGAAACUGCUUGCCGCACCGAACAGCAUUCAGAACAACCGGGCGCUGUUCGCGCAGCAUCACGUCUGGGUGACGAAGUACAAGGAUCACGAGCUGUAUGCCGCCGGUCGUUACACGUUGCAAAGCCGACAUGAAAGCGGCGGUGUGGCGGAUGCGGUGAAGCGGAAUGAGUCGACGGUGCAGGAGGAUGUGGUGUUCUGGAACGUGUUUUCACUCACUCACAACCCCCGUGUCGAGGAUUGGCCCGUGAUGCCUGUGGAGAUUACGCAGGUUUCUAUCGUGCCCUCCGACUUCUUCACUGCCAACCCGUCCAUCGAUGUGCCGAGCAGCAAGAACAACGGCAGCCAGCUGGCGGACUGCUGCCCGACGACGAAUGGCACCAACGGGGUGAACGGACACGCGAAUGGAGUGAAUGGAGUCAACGGGACCCACUAAGCGGGGAGAAUGGAUGGCCGAUGAGUAGUGGAUGAACAUGAAGGAUUUUCGAUAACAUCUACGGCGAUUUAUACUUGUUUGAUCUGGUUGAUAGUCGAUCAAUGCACCCUUGAAGUCUUGC